Messenger RNA from Camelina sativa (false flax), 1198 nucleotides. Its product is annotated as ubiquinol oxidase 1b, mitochondrial-like. NCBI's taxonomy places the organism in Eukaryota, Viridiplantae, Streptophyta, Magnoliopsida, Brassicales, Brassicaceae. The record is from RefSeq and is a predicted model, not a curated record. Gene Ontology annotation, molecular function: alternative oxidase activity. Gene Ontology annotation, biological process: alternative respiration. Gene Ontology annotation, cellular component: mitochondrion.
UCGUAGACGAGUUUUUCGUUUUGUAUACAAUGAUGCUAAAGUUCCGUAAUUGCUAAAAAUAGAGAACAGUUGACGUGUUACAAAAUGCAAAAAAAAAAAAAAAAACACUUUCAUCUUCAAUCUGCAGAAAUGAUGAUGAGUCGCUAUAGAGCCAAUGUAAUGGCAAAUGCUGUGACUCACACCCAUCUUUUGAAGCCUAGAGUUUCUCUGGCGGCGAUGGGUGGCGUGAGAGAUCUCAGCAAGAUGACAUUUGAGAAGAAGAAAACGACGGAGGAGAAAGGAUCUAGCGGUGGCAAGGAUGAUCAAGGUAACAAAGGGGAGCAAUUAAUCGUUAGUUAUUGGGGCGUGAAGCCGAUGAAGAUCACCAAAGAAGAUGGAACUGAAUGGAAAUGGAGUUGCUUUCGGCCAUGGGAGACUUAUAAAUCAGAUCUUACGAUAGAUUUGAAGAAGCAUCAUGUUCCAUCGACGUUACUAGACAAAUUAGCUUAUUGGACUGUUAAAUCUCUUCGAUGGCCUACUGAUCUCUUCUUCCAGAGGCGGUACGGAUGCCGAGCAAUGAUGCUAGAAACGGUAGCAGCGGUUCCAGGGAUGGUAGGAGGGAUGUUAGUCCACUGUAAAUCGCUUAGGCGGUUUGAACAAAGUGGUGGUUGGAUCAAAGCCCUACUCGAAGAAGCAGAGAACGAGAGGAUGCACUUAAUGACAUUCAUGGAAGUUGCGAAACCAAAUUGGUACGAACGAGCUCUUGUAAUCACCGUUCAAGGCGUUUUCUUCAACGCUUAUUUCCUUGGAUACCUAAUCUCUCCCAAGUUUGCUCAUCGUAUGGUUGGAUACCUUGAGGAAGAAGCAAUCCACUCUUACACUGAAUUUCUCAAGGAACUUGAAAAUGGUAACAUUGAAAACGUCCCUGCACCGGCUAUCGCUAUUGAUUACUGGAGGCUUGAAGUGGACGCGACGCUUCGUGAUGUUGUAAUGGUGGUCCGUGCUGAUGAGGCCCAUCACCGUGACGUUAACCACUAUGCAUCCGAUAUUCACUACCAAGGUCGUGAGCUGAAAGAAGCUCCAGCUCCCAUUGGAUAUCACUGAAUCUGAAGAGCUUCUCUAGCUAUUUUUUAUUGUUUUAAAGCUCUAUUAUACUGUUUACUUUUGUUUUCUUUGUUCCUAAAUGGGCCUUUCUAAUGGCAUUAAUUAGUUAAAUUUA